Saccostrea cuccullata (small rock oyster) is the source of this 894-nucleotide messenger RNA. Its product is annotated as mitotic-spindle organizing protein 2-like. Lineage: Eukaryota; Metazoa; Mollusca; Bivalvia; Ostreida; Ostreidae. The record is from RefSeq and is a predicted model, not a curated record. Gene Ontology annotation, cellular component: spindle; centrosome. The transcript is spliced from 3 exons. Bases 185 to 511 code for a protein of 108 amino acids.
UUUUUUUCCGAACUAUAUUAGAAACGAUUCCUCCGCGAGGUAAACUUGAGGCAAGUGGGUUUCUAGAAAAUCAGCAGAGAAUUUGUCAUUCCGUGAUCGAAUUGACCUUUACACCUAAUAGAAGCAGUUGUUGCAAAAAUUAUGGACUGAAGAAUGUAUUGAUAAAUUCCUUUGAUGAUUGACCAUGACAACAGUCACCAGCGACCAGUUUCUACAGUACACACUCCUCAGUAAAAAUGUCCUGUCAUUGGACGAACAAGAACUAUAUGAACUGUCACAGCUGGCUGGGAUUGUGUUUGAUCCCAGCGUCUUCAAGAUCAUCAUGGAUUUGUUGAAGAUGAAUGUUGCUCCACAGGCCAUACUGCAGGUUCUUAGGAGUAUAUCUGGACAAAGGCCUAAAGUGAUUAGCUCACCUGAGACAUCCCAACGUUCUCAUCAAACGGAGGCAGAUCGCAGGGUGAAAAGCCGCAGUCGUGUUCCUAGUGCUAGAAAGCCAGAGGCUCGAAGAUAAAGCAGUUCUGAUCUCUAAUGUCUUCCCAAAAUACUAUUGUCAUAACAAAAACUUAUAUAUAGGGUGUUCAAAGUAAUAUAUGUGUAUUAGAAAGACUUUUAUAAUACCAUGGGAAUCAUUGAAAUUAUGUAGGUUGGUGGAAACUGUUGCACUUUGUUUGAAAGCCAUGGAAAUUUUUAAGGUAGAAUUCUUUCUUCUCAUAAGUAGAUAUCUUAAAAGAAUUCAAUUAAAACCCAUACAAGUUGUACAAACUUGUGUGAGGAUGUAGGUGUUGGAUGGAAGGUUGUUAUUGAAGUUGUGUGAAACAAGCAUAUGAGUAAGUUUUUAUAACAAAAACUUUGUGUAUACAUUGAAUUUGUAAUAAAAUGAUAUGAAAUUCUAAA